This is a messenger RNA of Pipistrellus nathusii (Nathusius's pipistrelle), 10497 nucleotides long. NCBI's taxonomy places the organism in Eukaryota, Metazoa, Chordata, Mammalia, Chiroptera, Vespertilionidae. The record is from the annotation of a GenBank genome assembly.
AUGUCCCAGUACGAGAACGAGAUCAACGAGGUCGCCACCGCAGCCAUGCACGAGGCCGCCCUGGAGAGGAUGCUGUUUAAGAUCAUCGACCUCUGGAAGACGACGCCAUUGCACUUGGUCCCUCACCUCACGGAGACCGACUCCAUCCUCGUCAUCUCGUCCCUGGACGACCUGCUGGCCCAGCUGGAGGAGUCGCAGGCCAUGCUGGCCACCGUGAAGGGGUCCUCGUACAGCGAGCCCAUCAAGGGCCUUGUGGAUAAAUGGGAUGCAAAGUUGACCCUCUUCUCGGUCACCCUGGAGGAAUGGGUGAACUGUCAACGGUCCUGGCUUUACCUGGAGCCGGUCUUCAAUUCUUUGGAGGUAAAAAGGCAGCUCCCCAAGGAGUCAGAGAUCUUCUCCCAGGUGAUCGCCACGUGGAAGGAGAUCAUGUCAAAGAUCCAGAACAAGCUGGACGCGCUGGGCGUUGCCACCUCCACGGGCAUGCUGGAGAGCCUCAAGAACUGCAACACCUCCCUCGAACACAUCAAGAAGGGCCUCGAGGACUACCUCGAGAUCAAAAGGAUGAUUUUCCCGAGGUUUUACUUCCUGAGCAACGAGGAGCUGCUCGCCAUCCUGGCCGGGAGCAGCAACCCCGAGUCUGUCCAGCCUCACCUCGGGAAAUGCUUCGAGAACAUCAAGCACCUGGUGAUCUGGAAGCAGGAGAUCGGCCCUCCCACUGUGAUGAUGCUCAUCUCCGAGGAAGGGGAGGCGCUGGUGCUACCCAAGAAAAUCCGUGUGAGAAAUGCUGUAGAACAGUGGCUGGAAAAUGUAGAGAAGAGCAUGUUUGAUGUGCUGAAAAAAUUUGUGAGGGAAGGCAUUGAAGACUGGAGCCACCAGACCUUCUCCAUGUGGGUGGUGUCCCACCCCGGACAGGUGGUGCUCACCGUGAGCCAGAUCGUAUUUUACAACGAUUGCACCAGAAGCUUCGAGAGCUCUCAGCCGAGAGAAGAGCUGGAGGAAGUCCACGCCACUCUGGUCCGGCACCUGCGGCAGAUCUCAGAGCUGGUGGUGCUGGACACGAGCAACGCUCGGACGAAAGCUGUGCUGGGGGCACUGAUCACCCUCUACGUCCACUGCAAGGACAUCGUGCGGGAUUUACUGCAUAAAAGCGUCUUCAGCGAGGAGGAUUUUGAGUGGACAAGGCACCUGCAGUACAGGUGGAACGAGAAGCAGAUGCUGUGCUACGUGUUCCAGGGCGAGGCCCGGUUCGCCUACGGCUACGAGUACCUGGGCUGCACCCCGCGGCUGGUCAUCACGCCGCUCACCACCCGCUGCUGGCUCACGCUCACUGGGGCGCUGCACCUGAACCUGGGCGGCUGCCCCUCGGGGCCCGCGGGCACGGGCAAGACCGAGAGCAUCAAGAACCUGGCCAGGUCCUUAGGUAAACACUGCGUGGUCUUCAACUGCUUUGAGGAUCUGGACUAUAAGAUAAUGGGAAAGUUCUUCUUGGGACUAGUCCAGUCGGGAGCAUGGUUUUGCUUCGAUGAAUUCAAUCAGAUCGACGUGGAAAUCCACUCGGUGAUUGGCUCCCUGAUCCAAACCAUUAAGGCAGCCAAAGACAGCUACUCUGUCAGGUUUGUCCUGGAAGGGAAAAAAAUCCGUAUCAACCUGUCCUGUGCGGUGUUCAUCACCAUGAACUUCGGGCACAAGAGCCACGUCGACCUCCCCAGCACGCUGAGGUCCCUCUUCCGCCCGGUGGCCAUGGUGGUGCCCCACUCCCGCAUGAUCGCCGAGACCAGCCUGCUGGCCGCCGGCUUCCAGGCGGCAAAGGCGCUCUCCAGGAAGCUGGUGAACCUGUACCAGCUGGCCAGCAAGCAGCUCUCCGGGCAGGAUCACUAUAACUUUGGCCUGAGGUCUCUGAAGACAAUUAUAAUAAUUGCGGGAAAGAAGAAGCAGAAGUUUAAAAGCGACACCAGCCUCUCCGAGGCCGAGGAGACGCUGAUCAUCAUCGAGGCCGUGCGAGAGGCCAGCCUGCCCAAGUGCACGGCCAAGGACGUCCUCCCCUUCGAGAGCAUCAUCAGCGACACGUUCCCCGGAGCCACCGUGCCCAAGGCCAGCCAGGCGGCCCUGGAGAAAGUAGUCUUUAUUGCAACACAGCUGUUGGGCUUACAGCAAUGGCCAGCUCAGAAAGAGAAAAUCAUCCAGUUCCACAACCAACUGCAGGCUUGUGUUGGUGUGAUGCUGGUGGGCCCGACAGGUGGAGGAAAGACGACCGUGAGGAGAAUUUUAGAGAGAGCAUUGGUGCUUUUACCGAUCCAAGAGUUAUUAUCCAUUGAAACCAGGAUCUCUCUUUCACAGAUUCCAGGAAGAAAGGGAAAAGUGGACACUUGUGUUUUAAAUCCAAAGUGUAUCACCGUUGGGGAGCUAUUUGGACAGCUGGAUCCUAACACCAUGGAAUGGAGCGAUGGGUUAUUGUCAGCAACCAUUCGGAACUAUGUCUAUUCCAACAGUUUGAAACCUUCCAAGAAAGACGGUGAUCUCGCGCUAAAGUCAAGAAUCUCAGAUGUAUCUAAUGUUUUCCAGCUCCACGCCGCGACUAUAUCAGAUGUGGACGCCACCAGGUUUAAGAAAGAGAUGGAGAAGGAGGUUCCAGUUACCGAAAGCGAGAAGUUUGACUGGCAGUGGGUUGUCCUGGAUGGUCCCGUGGACGCCUUUUGGGUGGAGAACCUGAACUCGAUGCUGGACAACACGAGGAUGCUGUGCCUCGCCAACAGCGAGAGGAUCGCGCUGACGAAUAAGAUCAGGGUGAUCUUUGAAGUGGACAGCCUCGCCCACGCCAGUCCUGCCACUGUCAGCCGGUGUGCGAUGGUUUAUAUGGACCCUGUUGAUCUGGGAUGGGAGCCUUACGUCACGUCAUGGCUCGCGAAAACAUCUAAAAUUAUGAGCCCACGAGGAGUGGAAUGUCUUGAGUUCUUGAUUAAUAACAGUGUCAAAGAUGGACUGCAGUUUAUAAAGAACCAUCAGAAAUUUCAGCCAUUUCCUGUCCAGAACAUCACCAUCGUUACAACGCUCUGCAGAAUUCUUGACGCCUUCUUUGAAUUCAUGGGCAAAAAUGGAGGCUUUGGACAAGGUGAAGAUGUGAAGACCGUUCCGACUGAGAGAAGUUCUCUGCAUUUAAAAGCUCCUGUCAAGUUCAAGAACGUGGACAAAAGUAAUGAAAGUCCGUGGUAUCUGGAGAAAUAUCCCGACAAGUUAACGACGAUGAUUCAGAAGCUUUUCGUGUUUGCAUUUACCUGGGCAUUUGGAGGAACUUUGAAACGCGAAGAUGAGCAUGAAGAUGAUAUGCUCAUGUACUCAAAUUUUGUACCUGCUUCUCUUGCGAAAGUCACCUAUGAUUUUGACAAUCUUGUCCACGAAUUAUUUGAAAGACCAGAAAUAGGCCUUACCCUCCCAACUGGCGAGACAUCCAUCUUCGGGUAUUUUGUGGAUCUGCAGCUGUGUGAGUUCAUCCGGUGGUCAGAACUGCUUCCGAAUGUUCAGACACUGAUUCAGAGAGGGACGUCCAGACUGGUGGACCUGCAGGGCCACGGCGAGAGCAUCCUGAAGAUCACGGAAUUCGGGGAGAGCGUGAAUCACACCGCCACCCGCGACACCACGUGCCUGACCUUCCUCACCAGCCUCCUCCUGAAGAACUUCUGCCCUGUCCUUCUCACAGGAGAGUUUGGUGUUGGGAAAACCAGUGCCAUCAGUCAGAUGCUUACAAAGUUAGAGAGCUCAGGAGGAUUCGAUGUGAAACACGGGUCAAUUUUAGGAGAAGUCCUAUUAUAUAACGAGAUUAAAAAGUCAAGCCUGAGGGAGAACAUCAGCGCCCUGCUCUCCGAUUCCCACAAGACGGCGGCCGGGAGCCAAGAUAAGAUUGCCAAGAAGCCGGAGAAGGUGGAUGAAGGCCCCUUUAAAAACAACCUCAAAGGGGUCAUCACCUCCACCAUCAACUUCGGCGUCAGGACGACGGCCGCCAGGACCAGGGAGCUGGUCCUGAAGAAGUUAAGACGGAGAAACAAGGACACGCUCGGAGCCCCCAAAAACAACAAGAUUGUAGUAUUCAUUGAUGACCUGAAUAUGCCGGAAGCGGAUAAGUAUGGGACACAGCCACCCCUGGAACUAAUCAGACAACUGCUGGAUCUGGGAGGAGUCUAUGAUACCGAAAAAAUUGCGUGGAAGAACAUCCAGGAUCUCUCCCUCGUGGCGGCCUGCAUCCCUCCCGCGGGCUGGGGGGACAUCAGCCCGCGGGUCCUCAGGCACUUCUCCGUCCUGAUGCUGCCCCAUCCUCCGCAGAGCGCCCUGCGCACCAUCUUCCAGGUCCACCUGGGAAUGUACUUCUCCAUCCACAACUUCAUGCCUGACGUCCAGAGGAACAAGGAUCAGCUCAUCUCUUGCUCCCUCGCCAUCUACUACCAAGUCUGCCAGAACAUGCUGACCACGCCGUCCAAGUGUCACUACAUGUUCAAUCUCCGUGACAUCUUCAAGCUCCUCCUGGGGCUGCUGCAGGCCGACAAGGCCGUCGUGGACUCCAAGGAGAUGGCCGCCCUGUUCUUCGCCCACGAGGCCGCCCGCGUGUUCCACGACCGCCUCGUGGAGCCGGCGGAGAGGGCGCUGUUCUACCAGUUCCUCUCCAGGGAGCUGGAGAGCCACUUCCAGGUGCAGUGGACCAAGGAGUCCAUGAUGAGCGACUCCACCGUGUUCGUGGACUUCCUGCGGGUCAACAAGACGCUCCGGAAGAAGCUGUACCAGAACACCAACGACUUCGCCAAGCUGGCCCGCGUGCUCGGGGCCUUCCAGGCGCGGAUCCGGGCCACCUCGGAGAUCUCCCACUCGCUGGUGUUCUUCAAGGCAGCCAUAGAGCACAUCGUGCGGGCCACACGGGUCCUGCGGCAGUCAGGGGCCCACAUGCUGCUGAUCGGCAUCGACGGCUGUGGGAAAGAAACGUGCACGACCUUGGCCUGCCACCUGACGGACCACAAGCUCUACCACGUGCCCGUGUCCCACAGCUACACCCACAUGGAGUUCAAGGAGGACUGCAAGAAGGUGUUUGUCCAGGCCGGACUGGAAGGGACGCCCACCGCACUCCUGAUCGUUAACUUAAGCCUAGACCAGGAGGCGCUGCUGGAGGACCUGAACAGCAUCGUCAGCCUGGGGGAGGUCCCCGACAUGUUCGAGAAGGACGAGCUGGACGCCCUGGCCCUGCGGAUCCGCUCGCUGGCCGAGCAGACGGCGGGCUACGCGGACAGCCGGAAGGCCGUGCUGUCCUUCUUCCAGAAGAGAAUACGGAGAAGCCUGCACAUCUUUAUGAUCGUGAAUCCCGCCGGCCCCCAGUUCCGCCGGUACUGCCGCGUGUACGCCUCCAUGAUCAGCUCCUGCACCAUCGACUGGUACGAGCGGUGGCCAGAGGAGGCGCUCUUGCUUGUAGCCAACUCUUUCCUGAGAAAAAACGUGGAUUUAGAGAACAGAGAGAACCUGAAGGAAAGACUUGCCCCAUUGUGUGUCCAAAUCCACCAGAGUGUGAAAGACUUGAGCACAAAAUACUUCCAGGAAACCAGGAGGCGCUAUUAUGUCACUCCCCGGAGCUACCUGCGAUUCAUGGACACGUUCGGGCACAUGCUGAGGUCCCGCGAGAAAGAACUGCAAACCAAGAGGGAUCGCUUCUACAUGGGUCUGUCCAAGAUCCUGGAGGCCACGGCUCUGGUCAAGGACAUGCAGGAGGAGCUCCUGAUCCUCAGCCCUCAGAUAGAACAGAAGACCAAGGAAAAAGAAAUGUUAAUGGAAAAACUACAGAAGGACUCACAAGUCGUUGAGAAAGUCCAGAUGCUCGUGAAACAGGAUGAGGAAAUCAUGGAAGAGGAAGUGAGAAUUGUGGAAGAGCAUGCUCAUACAACGGCCCACGAACUGAAGAGCGUGAUGCCAGCUCUGGACAAGGCCAUCCUGGCUCUCAACACCCUGGACAAGACCGACAUCUCCGAGCUGAGGGUGUACGCGCGCCCCCCGUACCUGGUGCUCACGGUCAUGAACGCGGUGUGCACUCUCCUGCAGAAGAAGCCCAACUGGGCCACGGCCAAGCUGCUGCUGUCGGAGACCGGCUUCCUGAAGAAGCUGGUACAGCUCGACAAGGACCGGCUGCCCGAGAAGGUCUUCGUGAAGCUGAAAAAAUUCCUGGUCUUGCCCGACUUCAACCCCAAAAAGAUCGCCCUCGUGUCGCUGGCCUGCUGCUCGAUGUGCGAGUGGAUCAUCGCGCUGAACAACUACCACGACGUGCGGAAGGUGGUGGGCCCGAAACAGGCCCAGGUCGCUGAGGCCCAGAACAUUCUGAGAAUCGCGCAACAGAGGCUGGCGGAAAAGCAGAGAGGUUUGCAGCUGGUUGAAGACCACUUGCAGUUUUUGCAGGCGGCCUACAGAGACAUCGUUGCCGAGAAGGACGUAUUGGCAGCUCGAAGACAGCUGGCCACGAGGCGCAUGUACUGUGCGUCGGUGUUGCUCACCGCCCUGGGCGACGAGAAGAUCCGAUGGCAGGAAACGAUCGAUCAGAUAGACAGCAAGCUGGAGGGCAUUGUGGGGGACAUACUGAUGUCGGCCGCAUGCAUCGUCUACAGCGGGGUGCUAACCCCGGAAUUCCGCCAGCUGAUCGUGAACCAAUGGGAGAACCUCUGCACCAAAAGCAACAUUUCUCUGUCUUCCAAGUUUUCUUUAAUCGAGGUCAUGGCACAAACCCAGCAGAUCCGCCGGUGGCACCAGCAGGGGCUGCCUCUCGGCAAGUACCUAACGGAAAACGCCAUCCUGAUCCAGAGCGGCCUGUCAUGGCCUCUGCUGAUCGACCCCUACAAGCAAGCGUACAGCUGGAUCCGCCAGAUGGAGGGGCCGGGCCUGCAGGAGUUCUCCUUCAAGGACAGCGGCUACAUCAAGAAGAUCGAGAACGCCAUCAAGACGGGAGGGAGCGUCCUCCUGCAGAACCUGCCUGAAACCUUGUCUCCAAGGCUGAAGGCGAUUUUGAAGAAGGACAUCUAUCAGCGGAGAGGACAGUCUUUCAUCCGGGUCAGCGACUGUGACGUUGAAUACAACCCCAAGUUCAGGUUGUACAUAUCCACAGAGGUAGACAACCCCGACUUCCCUCCCACCGUCUACAACUUGGUCAACGUCAUCAACUUCACGGUCACCUUCCAAGGCCUGCAGGAUCAGCUCUUGUCCACCAUCGUCACCCACGAGGUGCCUCACCUGGAAAACCAGCGCUUCCAGCUGCUGGAGAGCAUCUCCCUGGACGCCAUGACUCUCCAGGAGCUGGAGGAGAAGACGCUCAAUCUGCUGGAGAACACACAAGGGUGUGUGCUGGAUAACGAGGAAAUCAUAGACACCCUGAGGAAAUCCAAGAUCACCUCCGACGAGAUCUCCAAGCGCAUCAGCGAGACGGAGAAGGCGGAGAGCGAGAUCCAGGCAAACCGGGAGAGCUACCUCCCCGUGGCCACCCGCGGCGCCCUGCUGUACUUCGUGGUGGCCAGCCUCCCCCAGGUCAACCACAUGUACCAGUUCUCCCUGGAUUGGUUCCGCCAGGUCUUCCUCUCGUCGGUGGCCUCCGGGGGCAAGGAGCAGGAGGAGCACGGGUCCAAGUGGGAGAAGGCCUCCCUGAGAAGGACUCUCGGUAGCCCGUCCAGGGAGCGUGUCAGCCCCUCCCGGGAGCACAAGCUCAAGCUGGAGAGGCAUCCCCUGGAGAGGCGUCUGAGGAGCACGGUGGACGUGCUGACCACGAGCGUAUUUAAGGUGGUGUCCGCGGCCCUGUUCAACGAGCACAAGCUCUGCUUCUCCUUCCUGAUCUGCACCUCCAUCAUGAAGCACAGCGCCCGCCACAGCCACCCCGUGGACGCCAUCGGCUCCCUCUCGGAGGAGGAGUGGAGCAUCUUCCUCUACUCAAGCACCCUGGCCAGCACCGAGGGCGUCAUGCCCAUGCCCCGACUCAACAGCCUGUACGAGACGUGCAGGAGACGGCACCUGCAGUGGGUCUCGCACCCGCGGUGGAAGCAGUGCCUGUACCUCAGCGGGCGGCUGGAAGCCUUCUCUCUCCUGUGCCGGUCCCUGCUGUCCAACGUGGCCCAGUGGAGCGUGUUCCAAGACAGCCAGGCGCUGUACGUCCUGCUGGCCACGCCUUUCUGUCCCGAGGCGGAAGACAGCGAGAGGUCCCCGGAGGAAAUUGAAUUUCUGAAUGAACACGAAGAGUUACGAAGUCCCGUCAGUUUUCCCUGGGAGAAACUCACUCCAUUCCAAAGACUUAUUCUGAUAAAAGUCCUCAGACCGGAGCGUUUGAAGAACUCUGUGAGGAAGUUUAUCACUGAAAAGAUAGGAAGCAAAUACAUCCACAGAACCGGAAUCAACCUGAAGGAGUCCUACAAGGACUCCAACGCCUGCACCCCGGUGAUGCUGAUCCACGCGCGAGGGGUGGACGUCACCAACACGCUCCUGAAGUUCGCCCAGGACUCCAGAGGAACCACGGAGCACGUGACCAUGCUGUCCCUGGGCCAGGGCCGGGCAGCCAAAGCUGAGGACCUCAUCGCCGAGGCCCUCACCAAAGCCGGGCAGUGGGUCUUGCUGCAGAACUGCCACCUCGCCGCGUCCUUCAUGCCCCGGCUGUGCACCAUCGUGGACUCACUUAACGACCCAGCUGUGACCAGAGACCCCGAGUUUCGGCUGUGGUUAAGCUCAGAAUCAGACAGUUCUUUACCAGUUCCCCUUCUUCAGAAGAGCUUGAAGGUGGCCGUGGAGGAGCCCAUGGGGCUGAAGAGCAGCCUGCUGAAGGCGCUGGGCCAGGACGGCAGCGGCGAGGUGACGGAGGGCGGCUUCGAGCGCGCGGACUGCGGGCCCUGGUGGAAGAAGCUGCUCUUCGGCCUGUGCUUCUUCCACGCCCUCAUCAGCGAGAGGAGGAAGUACGGCGUCCUGGGCUGGAACGUCCACUACGAGUUCAGCCCGUCCGACUUCGAGGUGGCGGUGAGGGUGCUGGAGAGCGCCCUGAGCGGCCAGCAGGCCGUGCCGUGGCCCAAGCUGCACUACCUGCUCGGGGAGGUGGUGUACGGGGGCCAGGUGACCGACCCCUGGGACCAGCGCUGCCUCAGCACCCUGCUGCUCCGCUUCUGCAACCCCGACGUGCUGCGCCCCGACUUCAGCUUCUUCAGCGAGGAGCUGUGCCUGCCGGAGCCGGCCAGCCUGCGGGCCUACCGCCGCGCGGUGCAGGCGCUGCCGGACGACGAGCCGGCCGAGCUGCUGGGGCUGCACCCCGAGGCCACGCGGGGCUGCCGGCAGGCGCAGGCGCAGGCCUUCCUGGACCACCUGGCGGCGCUGCAGGCCAAGGCGGCCACGCCCAGCCUCCCCGUCAGCCGGGAGCCCAGCGGUGACGAGCUGGUGCUGGAGACGCUGGCGGACGUGCAGAAGCGGCUGCCGCUGACCGUGGAGAAGGAGGAGGUCUCCGGCGCCCAGGGCACCCUGCGCAGCAUCAUGGCGGGCACCGUGUGGGAGGAGCUGCACACCAGCCUGCCAGGCUAUGACCCCUUCACCCACUGCGUCCUGCUGACCUUCCUGAAGCAAGAAAUCGGACUCUUCAACCAGCUGCUGCUUGUCGUACACGAGUCCCUGAGGGACCUCCAGCUGGCCGUCAAGGGGGAGAUCGUGCUGGGGCAGGAGCUGGAGGAGAUGUACAACGCCUUCCUCACGGGACGCGUGCCCGCGCUGUGGCAGAGACACGCCUACAGGUCGUGCAAGCCCCUGGCCUCCUGGGUCAACGACCUCAUCCAGCGGCUGAACUUCUUCAACACCUGGGCCAAGAUGGCCUACACCACCAUCUACCGCCGGUACAUGCGGUUCAUCUUAGCCGGGAAGCAGCCCAGCUCCACACACCAGACGGAGGAGGAGAGCAACCUCGUGGAAGGGUUUCCCGCAAGAUACUGGCUCCCCGCUUUCUUCUUCCCACAAGCCUUCCUCAUGGCCGUGCUGCAGGACUACGGACGGGCCCACGGGAUCUCCACCGACGGCCUCACCUUCAUCCACCAGGUGAUCCCCGACUCCGUGGGCUCCAAGGAGGAGGAGGUCUCCAUCACGAUCCAGAGGAAGCUCAACCUCGUCAGGAGAGCCUUCAAGGGCACGGACUCCACACACACUGGGGCUCACGUCUUCGGACUGUUCAUCCAGGGGGCAAGGUGGGAUCACGAAGCGAAAAUACUAGCAGACUCGCUGCCUCGCGAGAUCUGCUGCGAAUUUCCGGAAAUCUACUUCUUGCCAACCAAGGUUUCCCCGGAGACGCCGGAGGCCCCUGAGCUGCCCAAGCAGCCCGAGGACGGGACGUUCGAGUGCCCGCUGUACCAAACGCCGCAGAGGUGCACCUCCCCCGGCUCCGCCUCCAACUUCCUGACGGCCGUGUCCUUGCCCACGCGGAAGCCACCCAGCCACUGGAUCACCAUGCAGGUCGCCUUGCUGUGUGAGAAGAGUGAGUAA